Molecule: messenger RNA, 1251 nt
Organism: Tripterygium wilfordii
Lineage: Eukaryota; Viridiplantae; Streptophyta; Magnoliopsida; Celastrales; Celastraceae
Product: putative E3 ubiquitin-protein ligase RING1b
Exons: 11
Coding region: 1-1251 (416 amino acids)
Source: RefSeq, a predicted model, not a curated record
AUGUCUACCCAUGACAAGGAACAUGUUGAAGAUGGUUGUGAAUCUGAUGAGUCAAGCGAUGAAGAAUUGCAGGAGGCCAGAUCCAUGGCGAUUGAGCUUGAAGUUUAUGUAUUUUUCAUUGCCAAACACUUGAAUUUCCAAUUGAUUAAAAGAUCUGCAUAUUUAUAUAUUGAAAUCAAGUAUGCAGAUAUUCGAGAGGAUGUACUAUGUCCAAUUUGUCUAGGGAUCAUUCGCAAAACAAAGACGAUGAUGGAAUGUAUGCAUCGAUUCUGCGGGGAAUGCAUAGAAAAAGCAAUGCGUCUUGGAAACAAUGAGUGCCCUUCCUGUCGUAGACAUUGUCCUAGUCGUCGUGCCUUUAGAGAAGAUCCAAACUUUGAUGCAUUAGUUGCACUUCUAUUUCCAGAUAUUGACAAAUUUGAAGCAGAGGAAUUGGCUUUUCAAGAAGAGGAGAUAGCUCGCAACAAGCAGAACCAAGAGUCAAUUUCUCUGGCUUUCAAAAGGCAAGCAGAAUCUCAAGGUAAGAAAAGGCCCUCGGCAAUAGAUUCGCCUUCCCCUCACCAGCGGAGCAAGAGAUUGGAUGAAGCUUGCUCGUCUCUGGAUAUCUCUGUUGUGGAUAUUAGUGAAGUUGGUGAGGAAACUGAAAUUGAUGAAGCUGAAAGAGAAUCUAUGGGUGCAGUUGCCCAGCUAGAUAGCCUCACAGAGGGAGUUGAAAUGGACGAAGAUGACCAGUUGGAAAUACACAUAAUGCUUGUUUCGAUUGAGAAACAAAGGAUCCCUGGUCUCGAGCAGCCGGAUAUCUACUGCAAGCUCAAUCUGUUGGUUAGGCAACUAUCCCAAGUGAGAUUCUUGGACUCAAAAUACUGUUUCUCAUCUUAUGAAAUUUUAGUCUACAUUAGUAACGUUUCUAUUGUUAACACUUAUAUCCCACACUACCAGUACUUAUUGUUUGCUUUCCCAACUUUUGCUCAGUAUGUGUCGCAGGAAACUGAAGUGCAAGCCGAUGAAAUUGAAAUAUACCUGGUUAAAGAAUUACAUUCCCAAGGUGGCGAAGCAGUCUCUGCUGAUUUUGCAUUUUCAAACCCUUCUCUAAUUGACCUUAGCAAAGACAAGAUGCAAGCUCUUGAUCGCCAAGCUACACUGGCAGAUAUUAUACGAAACUAUAAUAUCAGUGAUGGCAAGAUGGUUCUGGGAUAUGAUAAGAGAGAGCUGGAGGGGGAGAAAUCAGAGUCAGACUCAACUGGCUUGGCAUGA